Rattus norvegicus (Norway rat) is the source of this 2208-nucleotide messenger RNA. RefSeq names its product TIMP metallopeptidase inhibitor 1 (gene Timp1). Gene Ontology annotation, cellular component: basement membrane; extracellular region; extracellular matrix. Gene Ontology annotation, molecular function: cytokine activity; metalloendopeptidase inhibitor activity; zinc ion binding. NCBI's taxonomy places the organism in Eukaryota, Metazoa, Chordata, Mammalia, Rodentia, Muridae. The record is from RefSeq and is a predicted model, not a curated record. Gene Ontology annotation, biological process: signal transduction; positive regulation of cell population proliferation; negative regulation of membrane protein ectodomain proteolysis.
CACACACACACACACACACACACAAUGUAAAAUACAAACCCUUUAAAAGAGUGUAUUGUACACAGUGAAUACUCUGUUGAGUGCUGGCAGGAGGUUUUUGUGUCCUGUGGUUAUUGGACUAAGCUACCUAAGUUAAUAAAAUGUAAUUAGCUAAAGUAAAUUGUACAUAAAGACCUUGGCAAUGAUAUACAGUAAGUACUCAAUAAGUAGCUGUGAUCAUCACUACCACAUUCUCUCUGUCUCUGUCUCUCUCUGUCACAGGUUCUUCCUAUGUAUCUCUGGCUGUCCUGGAACUCACUGUAUAGACUAGAUACCCUCUAAUUUUCUGGAUCAGCUUGCCCCCUGGGAUUAAAACCAUUGUCAUUACUAUUGGUCUGUCCUCCCUAUCUUAAUUGAGGGUGGUAAUCAGCCCAUAGAAUCCUUCUACAGGACCCCAGGGAAUAUUCCUGCAUCAUCAGAAAGCUGGUGGGCAGCAGUUGCCUCAUUCCCACUCCCACCAGGGGUGUGGACUGGUUGGUGGGGGAAGGGGAAGACUGGAUGGAGUAGGGAUGGUGGUUUUUCUACUGACUCACUAGCUUUUACCAUCAUUCACCCCCUCCCUCCCCCCAUCCCCUUGCAACGCUCACCACACCAUUCCCUGCUUGUCAAAGAUUGUACCCUGCUUGAGUUAGUAUUCCAGGUCAGGAAGCCUAGGUUUAAAUCUUUAUUGUCCUGUGACCCUAACAAAGUUCUUCACUUCAGCUAUUUGCCUGUUUGGUCUUGUUUCUGUUUAAGACCUUAAGGGUCUCUUGUAGCCAAGGAUAUCUUCAAACAUCUUCACUGGUAUGUGCAGCCACUGCAAAGUUUGGGGAAGAAGUCACUACCUGGGCUCUGUCUGUAUGCAGCCUCAGUUCCCUCCCAGUUCUGCCACACUCAACUGCCAUCCUGGAUAAGUCAUAGACACUCUCAGUGUUAUCAAUUUCCCCACUAUGUAUUUGUGCCCCUUCUCCCAUGUCAUGUCCCUCAACUGUUUUUCUAGUUUGUCUCUCCUCUGCCACCCCUCACCAGAAUUUCAGAUCCACAGGAAAGGCCUUCUUGUGAGAUUGUUACAUAGUAGAUGAAAGGCGUGGGAAAGAAAUUAUUGGCUUCAGCCAUAGGAAGUUUGGGGAAUGUGGGAAACCGGAGAGGCACAAGGCUUCAGGGGCUUAAGCGGUCUUUAUUCUUCCCUUCUUCCCUUCAAGGCCGCCAGGAAGGAAUGUGCAUGACGGAGCUGGGGGAAGGGGGCGCAGUGGGCUGGCUGGCAGAAGAGGGAGUACUUUGGGCUCAGCCUGGGGCCCGCCCCUAGGCUUUGACUUCAGCAGUGGGUGGAUGAGUAAUGCGUCCAGGAAGCCUGGAGGCAGUGAUUUCCGCGCCAACCCCACCCCUCGCAUGGACAUUUAUUCUCCACCGCCAGUCCCUGCCUCCAUCACUGCUGAUCCGGACUCCUAGAGACACGCUAGAGAUACCACGAUGGCGCCCUUUGCAUCUCUGGCCUCUGGCAUCCUCUUGUUGCUAUCAUUGAUAGCUUCCAGUAAAGCCUGUAGCUGUGCCCCAACCCACCCACAGACAGCUUUCUGCAACUCGGACCUGGUUAUAAGGGCUAAAUUCAUGGGUUCCCCAGAAAUCAUCGAGACCACCUUAUACCAGCGUUAUGAGAUCAAGAUGACUAAGAUGCUCAAAGGAUUCGACGCUGUGGGAAAUGCCACAGGUUUCCGGUUCGCCUACACCCCAGCCAUGGAGAGCCUCUGUGGAUAUGUCCACAAGUCCCAGAACCGCAGCGAGGAGUUUCUCAUCGCGGGCCGUUUAAGGAACGGAAAUUUGCACAUCACUGCCUGCAGCUUCCUGGUUCCCUGGCAUAAUCUGAGCCCUGCUCAGCAAAAGGCCUUCGUAAAGACCUAUAGUGCUGGCUGUGGGGUGUGCACAGUGUUUCCCUGUUCAGCCAUCCCUUGCAAACUGGAGAGUGACAGUCAUUGCUUGUGGACAGAUCAGAUCCUCAUGGGCUCUGAGAAGGGCUACCAGAGCGAUCACUUUGCCUGCCUGCCACGGAAUCCAGAUUUGUGCACCUGGCAAUACCUUGGGGUCUCGAUGACCCGAAGCCUUCCCCUGGCAAAAGCUGAAGCCUGAACACUGUUUACCUUUCCUCCAUCUUUCUUUCUCUUAAAUGGUGAAAUAAAGAACUAUCACACAGCA